AUGAUCCGACUCAGCAAGCAGAAGCGCGAGUUGCGAGCCGAGAAAGACCACCACAGAGCCACUCGCUAUGAGCAUAUCGAAGCUUUGCAAGUUGCGCAGUACCUGAAGCGCAAGGUUAAGAGCCUUCGAAAUGUUGUUGCACAAAUCACAGCCGGCGAGCAAAUGAGUAUCAUGUUGCAGGGGUACAGCCACGAACUGGAGAUGAUGGAGCUGAAAGUCCUUGAUCGAGCAGCGACUUACGAGAUCGAGGAGGCUCCGACGGACAUCGAAGACAUGCCUAUGCCAUCAUCGCCGCUAAGGAAACGCAAGGCCCGCAAGCUCAAGAGUGUCAGCUCUGACGGUGGCCCAGACAUCCUUCAGAACAGCAAUACUAGCGACAGUCUCACUAUCGACCCUGCCGGUAUCUUCAGCGGCGACCUGCACAUGACGUCCGACACCAGCUUGUUUCCUAGCGAUGGUAUCGAGGCUGAACACAUCGACCCGGAACUUCUGGCCGAGCAACUUCUCCAAGCACGAGAAAUCCUUGGCGAACUUGCAGAUACUAUGGUCGCUCAGCGAGUCUUGCGUAUGGCGCCUCUGCUUUCACGUGAGCAAUUAGAGCGCGUGCGGAACGUGCUCGAGACGAAUGUUGAGGCGAGAGAGAACAUCUUCGUCUUCGCUGACGACUUGCUCGGCGAGUGA
This is a messenger RNA of Recurvomyces mirabilis, 681 nucleotides long. RefSeq lists its product as uncharacterized. The transcript is spliced from 2 exons. The record is from RefSeq and is a predicted model, not a curated record. NCBI's taxonomy places the organism in Eukaryota, Fungi, Ascomycota, Dothideomycetes, Mycosphaerellales, Teratosphaeriaceae. The coding region runs from base 1 to 681 and encodes 226 amino acids.